Molecule: messenger RNA, 1566 nt
Organism: Nicrophorus vespilloides
Lineage: Eukaryota; Metazoa; Arthropoda; Insecta; Coleoptera; Silphidae
Gene: Nasp
Product: protein HGV2
Exons: 4
Coding region: 200-1492 (430 amino acids)
Biological process (GO): CENP-A containing chromatin assembly; DNA replication-dependent chromatin assembly
Cellular component (GO): nucleoplasm
Molecular function (GO): histone binding
Source: RefSeq, a predicted model, not a curated record
UGCAUGGAGGGAAAACACUGGUCCACGAUUGGUCUGACCCCUGCGAAACCGUUUGUUGCUUCUGCUCGUAUCGUUCGGGUGCCGCAAAGCGUUCGCCAUUUGGUAACGAGUUUCACGGGUGUCAACUGGUGUCAGCCUUCCCAUUCUACUUUACCUGUUGCUACCAGCUCACAAACAAACAAACAACAUAAACAUAAAGAUGGCGACCGAAGCAAUGGUGAACAAAAGCCCGAUGGAGUUGCUCGCGAUGGGCAAGAAAGCGUUCUGGGCGCACGAGUAUUCCGAUGCCGCCGCCUAUUUGAGCAGGUCGAGUGAGAUGCUCAUGGAUGAGUACAAGGACGACAAGCACAACAGUCUGGGCGACGUGUAUCUAUAUUACGGCAAGGCCCUGCUGGAGCUGGUGCGCGAAGACGGGGAUCCUCUUGGCGAUGCCGUACCGAAGGAGAUCGAGCUAGAAGACGAGACGGCCGAAGAGGAGGACGUUGGGGAACAGGAUAAUGAUGAGGGCGGCACGGCUGAUCGAGCGAACGAAAGCGUGGAUUCCGUCGGCGCCGGUGGCGAGGAGGACGGUGGCAACGACGACCAGGACGAUGCCAAGAACAAAUCCGAGUUGGCCAAUAUAUCCAUCAACGGUGAGCCGGCCACCAGCCGCGCGAUGGAGGACGAGGAGGACGGGGAGACGCCUGCCGAAGACGCUGCCGCACCUAAAGAGGAGGAACCCACCGAUCUUCAGUUGGCGUGGGAAGUGCUCGAGAUGGCCAAGAUCAUCUUGGAGAGGCGCGGCGAGGAAGGUCGUCUUGACUACGCCGAGUGUCUGGUCGCGUUGGGCGAGGUAUCGAUGGAAGGCGAAAACUUUGAGAGCGCCAUCGCGGACAUCACCGCCGCUCUUGAGAUCCAGCAGGAGAGGUACACAGAAUCCAAGGAUAAGCGCCACCUUGCCGAGACCUACUACAAACUGGGCAUGGCCCUGUCCGCCAACAACAAUAUCCAAGAGUCGAUCAACAACUACCGCAAGACCGUAGAGCUGUUGAAGAAUCGGAUGGCCGUGCUCGAGGCUAUCGAAAUUCCCGGCACCUCUGACGCAAACGAGAUCAAGGACAUCACGAACUUGCUACCCGACCUGGACGAGAAGAUCACGGAUCUUUGCAACUACCAAACGGAGGCGGCGGCCACAAUAAAGCCGGAAGAGGAAGCGCCGACGGUGAGUUCCCCCGUAAAGAUGGUCAAUAAUAUAACGCACCUGGUGAGGCGUAAGAGGAAGCUGGAGGACGUCGCCGUGGAGGCUGCCGAGAUUGCGGCGAAGAAGGCGGCCGCAGGUGAAGCAGCAGUAGCAGCAGCAGCAGCAACAACGGCGGUAGCAGCAGCCGCCGCCUCCUCCUGCUCCUCCUCAUCUUCGUCCUCCGGCUCGGCCUCAUCCACGAACACCUCCACCGAAUCCUCCGCCUCCCCCGACGCCUCAUCCACGUCAUCCUCAUCAAACGCAAGCAAUUGAUGAAAGCCCAACAUACAAGAAAACCCUCUUUCUUUUUUUUAUUUAUACUUUUACAACGCAUUGUAUAUGAAAAA